GUGGCCGCCUGUGGGCCACUUCCGGUCGGGCUCGGGUUUCCCAGCGAGUCGGCAUUUAAAUAAGAGCUGCUGAGGAGAGGCUACCGGCUGCUGAGAAACACCAACGGCACAUCUUGCAGGCUUUUAUGUUGACCUUAAGUUUUAUUCCAAAAACGACAGAAAUAAUUGCUCGUCUGUGAGCAUCCGGUGGUCUCUCAAAGGAGGAUAACGGGGCUUGUCGGUGCAUCAUUUAUGGGAUUCCUGUGCUCGUCCUCGGCCCGUUAGCGGUAGUAUUGAACAAUAUUUGUUUAUCAAAUAGAAGAGAAAAAGUGUCUUUUUGGAUAAUUACAGUCUCGGAUCCGGAAGAACCCGGAUGAAGAGAAUGCAAUUAAGUGCGUUGUCUUUAAUUGGCACAGCACAAUCUAUCUUGGAUUGACUUUUUUGUUUAGAUAGCAUUAAAAUAGCAGCACACACUAAACAACAUUGAAUCUACCAGUGUAUAUUCUAUACCAGAUAUGAUCCAGCAUAACUAGAUCUAAAUAGCUAUAAAGGCAUUUUUUAAAGUGAACUUCGAAACAUUCUGUUAUACCAGUCAAAGACACCUUUGUGCUCUAAGUUUUUACAUUUUUAAUGGCUUGUAUAUGAGGACCCAUUGAUGCACUCUUGACCUCAGAGAAGAUUAGGACUCACCCAAAAACACCAGAAAGAGCGAAGAUAGAAGAAGAAAAAGUGCACUCAUCAUGUUCAGCUGGCUGGGAAGCGACGACCGCAGGAAGAAGGAGCCUGAAGUCUUCCAGACUGUCAGCGAUGGCCUGAAGAAGCUCUACAAGACCAAGCUGCUGCCCCUGGAGGACACCUACAAGUUCCACGAGUUCCACUCGCCAGCCCUGGAGGAUGCAGACUUUGACAACAAGCCCAUGGUCCUGCUGGUGGGUCAGUACUCCACGGGCAAGACCAGCUUCAUACGCUACCUGUUGGAGCAGGAUUUUCCUGGGAUGCGCAUCGGCCCCGAACCCACCACGGAUUCCUUCAUCGCGGUGAUGCACGGCGACACCGAGGGGGUGGUGCCCGGCAACGCCCUGGUGGUGGACCCCAAGAAGCCCUUCAGGAAGCUGAACGCCUUUGGGAACGCCUUCCUCAACAGGUUUGUGUGUGCCCAGCUGCCUAACCCUGUGCUGGAGAGCAUCAGUGUGAUUGACACCCCGGGGAUCCUGUCAGGAGAGAAACAGAGAAUCAGUCGAGGCUACGACUUUGCAGCCGUCCUGGAGUGGUUCGCUGAACGCGUGGACAGGAUCAUCCUCCUGUUCGACGCCCACAAACUGGACAUUUCCGACGAGUUUUCGGAGGUUAUCAAGGCCCUGAAGAACCACGAGGACAAGAUCAGGGUCGUGCUGAACAAGGCGGACCAGAUCGAGACCCAGCAGCUGAUGCGAGUGUACGGGGCGCUCAUGUGGUCGCUCGGCAAAAUUGUCAACACGCCUGAGGUGAUCCGCGUCUACAUCGGAUCAUUUUGGUCGCACCCUCUGCUGAUUCCCGACAACAGGAAGCUGUUUGAGGCAGAGGAGCAAGAUCUGUUUAAAGACAUUCAGUCGCUGCCGCGGAACGCCGCGCUGAGGAAACUCAAUGACCUGAUCAAGCGGGCCAGGUUAGCAAAGGUGCAUGCCUACAUUAUCAGCUCCCUGAAGAAAGAGAUGCCUUCCGUGUUCGGCAAGGAGAACAAGAAGAAGGAGCUUAUCGGCAGCCUGGGAGACAUCUACAAGCGCAUUGAGAGGGAACAUCAGAUAUCACCUGGAGAUUUCCCAAACCUGAAGAAGAUGCAGGACCAACUCCAAGCUCAGGACCUCACCAAGUUCCAGCCUCUCAAGUCCAAACUCCUGGAGGCGGUGGACGACAUGCUGGCCCAUGACAUCGCCGGCCUGAUGGUGCUGGUGCGGCAGGAGGAAAACCAGCGGCCCAACCCCGUCGUCAAGGGAGGCGCCUUCGAUGGCACCCUCAACGGCCCCUUCGGCCACGGCUACGGCGAGGGGGCCGGCGAGGGCAUCGACGAGGCCGAGUGGGUGGUGGCGCGCGACAAGCCGGCCUACGACGAGAUCUUCUACACGCUGUCGCCCGUCAACGGCAAGGUGACGGGGGCCAACGCCAAGAGGGAGAUGGUCAAGUCCAAGCUGCCCAACACGGUGCUGGGAAAGAUCUGGAAGCUGGCGGACAUCGACAAGGACGGGAUGCUCGACGACGAGGAGUUUGCCUUGGCCAAUCACCUGAUUAAGGUCAAGCUGGAGGGACAUGAACUUCCCACGGAGCUGCCGGCACAUCUGCUGCCUCCUUGCAAGAAGAAAAUACCUGAGUAAACGUUGCUUAUGUCACCCUGAAACUCCCCAUUAGCAAUCCCUCAUUAGAAGUCAGCAUUAGCUCUAAGAAAACCUCUGAAAACAAAGCCAUGUUUCCACUGGUUCAGCUCAGUCAAGCAGCAGAGCGCAUUAGCAAAGGACAACAAUGCAGGACAAAGGCUAGCUCGUUUGUUACCCCAACGGACAGCUGCCAGAAAGUGGUUUAGCACCAAUCAGUCAUUUUUAAUGGCUUUACAAUUUUUCAAGAGUCUGAAGGUCCCCUAUUAUGCAAAAGUGACAUUUAACAAUCUUGAAAUACCUCCUUCCCCAGGCUUCACUACACAUCUUAAAAUAAAGCUCUGCCAACUAUCUGUCAGUCAGCUACAGACGUGGGAGCUGUAAGUUUGAUCAUUUUUUAUUAGCGAAUAGGCUAACCUAGCGUGAUGCUGCUGUUAAAAUAUGAGCGUAUUGUUAGCACUUUGGCACACGUAGCUCUGCUGGUCUUGCUAACCCCCUGUCCAUCCAUCCAUUCAUUUUUCUUCUACUUAUCCGGGUGUCAGUCUCAGUAGGGAAGCCCAGACUUCCCGGUCUCCAGCCACCGGGAGUACAACAAAGUGUUUCCAGGCCAGCUGUGGGACAUAAUCCCUCCAGCGUGACCUAGGUCUGCCCCGGGGCCUUCGGCCUGGAGCACCUCACCAGGGAGGCGUCUAGGAUCCGGAAUAGAUUCCCAAGUCACCUCGACUGGCUCCUUUUGAUGUGAAGGAGCAGCGGCUCUACUCUGAGCCCCUCCCGGAUGACCGAGCUCCUCACCCCAUCUCUUAGGGUGAGUCCAGCCACCCUAUGGAGGAAACUCAUUUCAGACGCUUGUAUCCGCAAUCUCGUUCUUUCGGUCACGACCCAAAGCUCAUGACCAUCGGUGAGGGUGGGAAAAAUUGAGAGCUUUGCCUUCCGGCUCAGCUGAAGAAGCCACACUGGAUCUCCCUCCGCUCCCACCAACUGCGGGGGCAAGCAUAAGUGUCCCGUGCAAUGUGCUCUGGGUGGCGGUAGAGGGCGGGCGCCUGUCAAAUCUGGUUCUAACCUCCUGUCCCACUCUUUAAUGUUACAUUGUUGUAUGUGACACAUGGCAUAUCUUACGUUGGACAAGUGCAAAACGUGGCGCAAGGUUGCUCCUUGGAGACACACACUCUCGCAUUAAAGCUGCAGACACACUAAACAGGCUUACUAAAAGCACUUGUAAAUUGUCUAAAUUCCAAAUACAAGAUUGUGGGAUGUCUCAGACUUAUUUCAAAUAAUAAGGGACCUUUAAAAGAUGUUUUGAGUAAAAGAAUUGGGUCAGGAUGCACAACAGUCCAGCUUGUCGCCCUUUUUUGUCACUGAGUUUGAAAGUAGCCUGUAGUUCUGUACAAAGGAGAAACACUGGAAAAAGCAUACUGUCAGCACGUACGUGGCCGUAACAAUGUGAAGAAUGAUGGGGGGCAGCUUUUUCUGGGGCGGGGGGCUGGGUAAAAAUAGUUUUAUUUUUGGUGUCCUGGCACCACUGAGGCGUUUGGGCCCUUUUGUUUCAUGGUCACCAUUGACUUCCUGGUUGUUAAUUUGGGAAAACACACACACAGAGGUGGGGGACAGAGGUGUUAGUAAGCAGCAGGAUAGAAGAAGAAGAGCCUUGAAAGUGUUCCAAAUGUUCACCAUGCCUGGUGGAAGCAGGGAAAUGCUUUUGUCUUAAAUGUGCCGUUGAUGAAUAAACAUGUUAAUGAUACUGUGAGCAUCAUUUAGUAGAAAUAAAUAUAUGGGGGUGUGGGCACAUCCUAUUGUAUUAUGUAUUGUGCUAAUCUUUUGGGUUUUUUGCUAACUUUGUUUGUCCUCAACGUCGAUACGAUUAAUGUCAGGAAAUAACAUGAAUAGCCUCAUUAUUGUGCAUAUAGAUUACAUACAUUAGGGUCAGUACACACACAUUUAGAAUGGAUAACAAACAUUUGACGUGCUCAUGAUACAUGUAUGGAUGACAGUAUUGAGAGCUGCUUGAAUUGACCUUUGCUAAAAAUGUAACCUUGUAGCCUUACAUCUUCAUGCACACAAGAGCGGUAUGUGUGUGUCACCUUUAAUGUGAAUGUAAUGUGCGUGCGUGUGUGUGUGUGUCUGCAGACGUCCAUGUUAUAUCUGUGGUGUGUUUAUCAGCACAAUAAACUGCAUCAUGAACAAGA
Messenger RNA from Dunckerocampus dactyliophorus (ringed pipefish), 4507 nucleotides. RefSeq names its product EH-domain containing 3 (gene ehd3). Gene Ontology annotation, molecular function: protein binding; GTP binding; calcium ion binding. The transcript is spliced from 8 exons. NCBI's taxonomy places the organism in Eukaryota, Metazoa, Chordata, Actinopteri, Syngnathiformes, Syngnathidae. The record is from RefSeq and is a predicted model, not a curated record. Gene Ontology annotation, cellular component: plasma membrane; cytoplasm. Bases 720 to 2327 code for a protein of 535 amino acids. Gene Ontology annotation, biological process: endocytosis; endosomal transport.